UGAAGAGAACAUCUCUCCUAAUAAUUAUGUUUUCAGCAAAGACAACCCAUACCUAAAUAACAUAAAAGACGGAAGGGAAAACAAUGUCACAACACCAGAUAUUAUGAUGAGUGAUAACGAAGAUGUCAUAUCACAAGGUAAGGAAGAAAACCUGAAAAACAUAAUUGAGAAUGAAAAGGAUACAGAGAAUGAUAAAGCUUCACAAAACAAUACAACUAACGAACUAGACAUGGAAGUGAACAGAACAUCAAAUACAAACACUGACAGAAACCUAACCUCAGAAGAUGGCUUCACAACAGUAACUUACAAAAAACAUAAGACUAAAACGCAAAACGAUAAUGAACAAUAUCACCAUAAGCCUUAUAAUAAAAAUAGAAAAAUCAGGGGAAGUUUCUUCUGCAAAAAUAAGGCUUAA
Messenger RNA from Cetraspora pellucida, 415 nucleotides. Lineage: Eukaryota; Fungi; Glomeromycota; Glomeromycetes; Diversisporales; Gigasporaceae. The record is from the annotation of a GenBank genome assembly.